UCUUGUAAUUUGACAUUAUCUAGAGCAAAAAUCUUUUUAAAUUGAAAGUUUGCUGAAAGUUCUCGAACUAUUUGAGAUAGGCUAUGCAGCAAUAUCGGUCUCUUGAUAACAUGCUACACGAGAGGCUCCGGCUGUUUCUCUAUUAUUGUAGGUCCAGAUAUUAUGAGGGUAUUGGUCCCAUCACUAUUCACAUCCUUGGUCGCCUGGCAGCCGGCAUGUGCGCGGUGCAAUCGAUUCCGUGGCUAACGCAUGCCCUGCUGCUCGUUCUUAGUGGAAGAGUACUCAGUCGGUUACACUGGUGCGGUACAGCAGGACGUGCAGAGGAAGAGAUGCUCUAGAGGUGAUUAUCUCUAUUCGUCGAACGAGCAGCCGUAUCCCGUUUUCUUAUUCUAUACAACGCAGUAGAUACACCACAAGGGUCGAAGGACCACAGCAAGGAUGUAUUAAGAUUGAGAAGACGAACUAACCAGGUGUCACGCCCAGGAACAUCUAUGGGUCGUAAACGGUGGUGGCGUGGAGGCUCGGAGCUGUUGGUACUUUUCGUCCUUUAUCACGUAAUUCUGGGUGAGGGUGACGUUGGGUGUCUGUUCAGCAAGAGCCUCUGUGAUCCUCAAACAGAAACAUGUUACAAUGAUCUCGCGUUUGGCAGAUGUUUGCCGCUAUACACUGACUUACCCGAAGAAAGCUAUUAUCAAUAUAAUUUCAAUGUCGAUGAAUUGGAACUACUAAAACUGCAAUUGGAGAGGCUGCAAGUCGGUGGAUACAAGUGGUCCCAUUCCUACACACAAUGUAUCAUGCAACUGUCCUUGUACAAUUUCCGCAAAGGAGAAAACUACGAUCUUCGACUCUGUGAUCAUUUAAGACACCGUUCAUAUGUCGAAAACAAAAUCAACCAAGAAGAAGUACCCGCGUUAGCGACAGUAAAAUUUACGCCUAGCAAUAACAAAUUUGCUAGUGAAAUCUAUUAUCCUCCCGGCACAGAAAAUCGAUAUUUUCAGGAUCCUGAUAACAAUUACGAAAUUUCUCAGUCGCCAUACAAAGAACAAUUGAGAAAAACAGAUUCCCAGUUUUACAGAUACAAUCCAAAUUCUGACAACGAAUAUGAUUUUUCAACGAAUGAAGGUAGUUAUGAAGAAAAUUAUGAUGAAAGUAAUUCUCGGAAAGUACCUGUGACUUUCGAUGGACUCAACGAAAAGCUAUACCGAAUCAGACGACAACCGUAUAAUUUUCGGGAUUAUGACAACAAUGCAAUGGAAUCGUUUAAAAAUGCUUUGGAAGAGGAGAAACUAUCAAAGAAACUUUCUGAAAAUAUAAAUUUGUAUCCCAUAAGCCUAAGUACUGAUGAAUUGGAGUUUCUGGUGAACGAUAAAUCUAAUGAUUAUUCUGCCAAGAAAGAAGAUGAAGACGAAGAUUUUGAUGUUGACUACGAGAAGGCAUUUUCAAAAAAGUACAAACCUAGAAAAUUUAUUGAGCUUCCUAGUAAAAUUGAACCUUUUUUGGAAAAUAUGAAGCGUAACUCGCAGAAUAAUUAUAACAAUGAUAAUUAUGACGAUGUGAACGAUGAAGAACAAGUGCCUCCAAAGGAUAGCUCAUCUAUAGGAAAAGGGAUUUAUACCGAAGGAGGACUUGUCCAGCCUGCUAAUGAUAAACCUAAUAUUGAAACUAGUGAAAAUGCCUACGAUACUUUAGUUCAUGACGAUUUAACAGAAUUCCUUUGGAGACGUGGAUUAGCUGGAUUUAAACGACGGGAACGUCUAGAUGUUAAGAAACCAGGGCCUCCAUUUUCAACAAAUAACUAUGCAUUCAAAACUCCAUCCCCAGCAGAAGAAAAUCAUUCUGAUUCUAUCGAAACUGAACAAGAUAAUGACGUAUUACUUACUCCAUACGUAAAGAAAGAAGCAGAAGCUGGUCAACAUACAGUCAAUUCAAAUUCGUAUAACAAUGUUGACCUAGAUUACGUUUACAUCGAAUUUCAGCAAGAAUUUCACACAUGGUCAGAAGGAGAACAUGUUGUCAAAGAGGUGAGCAAGUUAUUGGGACUAACACCUGGCUCUUUAAAAGAUAUUCGAGUUGGUGUGGCAGAAGUGACCUUCAAAGUUAUUAAAAACAAUAAAAAUUAUAAUGCUACCGACGUCGCCACACACAUCGGUCCCAUAAGUGGUAAACUGAAAGAGAUUCUGGGUGUCGAAGUGAAGCGCGCAGGCAUAGGUGAUAAGACCAAAUUGCCCGCAAUGCUGGAAGUUGUCAGAAAUCCCGAGAUGAGUUCCAACAUGUUUGGAGUAAUAGUGGCUGUAGGAGUCGGAGUUGUCAUUGCAAUUGCCAUAAUUACUUUGAUAAUCGUUCGUCGACAUAUUAAGUCUCGAGCCAAGUUGGCAGGAUUAACCACACCCGACCCAGAGGUAUCUAAAGAUUAUCAAGAUUUGUGCAGAGCAAGAAUGCACGCCAAACAAUCGGAUAAACCAGACUCCCCACGAAUUACAAGCUUAAGUCGAGAAAAUGAAUCCACUAAUUUAUCAUCGAAUCGAUCUAGCACAUCUUCUUGGGGAGAAGAACCAGCACUUUCGAACAUGGACAUAGCAACCGGACAAAUGGUUCUAAGUUAUAUGGAGGAUCACUUAAAGAAUAAGGACCGAUUGGAUCUAGAAUGGUCGUUAUGCCCAAAAGAAGCAACUCUCUCUUCGAUAGAAGCGCAAAGAGAAGGAAAUGUUAAAUGCAAUCGUUCCGGGGCACCGAUUCCCUACGAUCAUUCUAGGGUGAUUCUAAACGAUCUCGCUAAUAUCAAUAACUCCGACUAUAUUAACGCCUCUACAAUUAAAUCGGCUGAUCAUGAUCCACGAAAUCCAGCUUACAUCGCCACGCAAGGGCCACUUCCAGAAACAACAGCUGAUUUUUGGCAACUAGUUUGGGAACAAGGCAGUGUUGUAAUCGUGAUGUUAACUAGACUCACCGAAGAAGGUGUUGCUAUGUGCCAUCGUUAUUGGCCUGAGGAAGGAUCAGAAUUGUAUCAUAUUUACGAGGUACAUCUUGUGUCCGAGCAUUUCUGGUGUGACGACUACCUAGUGCGUUCUUUCUACUUGAAAAAUCUACGUACCGGUGAAACAAGAACUGUAACGCAAUUCCACUUCUUGUCUUGGCCAGAAAACAGUGUGCCACAUUCCAUUAAAGCUCUUCUUGAAUUCCGCCGGAAAAUUAACAAAUCCUACAAAGGCAGAUCAUGCCCUAUAGUCGUGCAUUGCAGUGAUGGUGCAGGCCGCACUGGUACCUAUUGUUUAAUCGAUAUGGUCUUGAACCGUAUGAUAAAAGGAUCCAAAGAAAUUGAUAUUGCAGCUACAUUAAAUGAUAUAAGAGAUCAAAGACCUGGUAUGGUUACAACAAAAGAACAAUAUAAAUUCGUCCACAUGGCAGUGGCGGAAGAAGUGCACGCAAUCCUUAAAGCUUUACCUGUACCUCCUGCAGAAAAAUCUCUACCAGGAAGCAAUUUUUCGACAAAACAAGAUCAGUAAACUUCGAUUCGAAUUUGAAAUAGCAAUUGCGGCGAGCAGAGGCAAAGUAUAAAUUUCACUGACAAAAAAUGGCCAAAUAUUUCUAGUCAACCAUAAUCGCAUUAAGAAUCUAAAAUUACUAUUAAAUCUUUCAUUUUCUAUAACUUUCUUGUCUGAAUUCGUCUGCAUCUAUUCACGCUUUUAACAGAUUUUACUUUUAUUGUAUUUUGUUGCAGAAAAUGUCAAAUUUUAAACUCUCUAAGUUCUACAAAUUUUAU
Molecule: messenger RNA, 3760 nt
Organism: Eufriesea mexicana
Lineage: Eukaryota; Metazoa; Arthropoda; Insecta; Hymenoptera; Apidae
Gene: IA-2
Product: tyrosine phosphatase IA-2
Exons: 19
Coding region: 492-3503 (1003 amino acids)
Biological process (GO): protein dephosphorylation; regulation of secretion
Cellular component (GO): synapse; secretory granule
Molecular function (GO): protein tyrosine phosphatase activity
Source: RefSeq, a predicted model, not a curated record